GUUGGCCAGGCGGCUUGCGGGGCCCCCAGCCCGCAGCCGCCGCGGACCAACCCAAACGAGCAGAGGGGCAAAGAGGCCAUCACAUCAGUGCGGGAGGCCCACAGCGAAUGUGAUUGGACCAAGCGCCACUACCAAGCUCUUAUCGCCAAGAGCGGGGAGUGCGAUGUCACCAAGGGGGGCGAGUUCGAGGCCGACAUGAAACAGUGCAUCCUCGAUGAAGCCCUGUUGGACUCCAAGCUUGUCGCCAUCAAAACGGAAUGUAUCAACCAGAAAGUCCUGACGGACGAUGAUGCGCUCGUGGCCGCCAGCGCUUGCGAGGAAAUCCUGGCACUGAUGAAGGCGGCGGCGAAGAAGGGCCAGGCGCUGAAAUCGUGCUUCGUCGGCGACGGAAAGCAGAGGCUGCGCCAA
Molecule: messenger RNA, 408 nt
Organism: Prorocentrum cordatum
Lineage: Eukaryota; Dinophyceae; Prorocentrales; Prorocentraceae
Source: the annotation of a GenBank genome assembly